Molecule: messenger RNA, 354 nt
Organism: Drosophila serrata
Lineage: Eukaryota; Metazoa; Arthropoda; Insecta; Diptera; Drosophilidae
Gene: robls54B
Product: roadblock similar 54B
Source: RefSeq, a predicted model, not a curated record
AUGUUUCUCGAUAAACCAGAAAGACCCCCUCGAACCCUACGCUAUGUGGAAGAAGCUUUUAAGCAGGUAAAGUCAAGGAAAAAUGUUCGCGAUGUGGUUAUUCUUAACGAUUCAGGACAUCCGGUAAAAAGUUCGAUGCAUAGGGACGACGCAGUGUACUUUUCGGGGCUUUUUCAGGCUAUCCGAGGAAGAUUAGAGCGUGGAAUGGCAAAAAUAGAUCCCACAGAUGAACUUCUUAUGCUGCGGGUUCGAACAAAAACCAAUGAGGUACUUUUGGUUCCGGACUCAAAAAUUACAGUUCUUGUUGUUCAAAAUGCCCAAGAUAAUUUCGAAAAUGGAAAACCAUCAAUUUAA